Molecule: messenger RNA, 1069 nt
Organism: Exaiptasia diaphana
Lineage: Eukaryota; Metazoa; Cnidaria; Anthozoa; Actiniaria; Aiptasiidae
Exons: 2
Coding region: 107-1069 (320 amino acids)
Source: RefSeq, a predicted model, not a curated record
CUAUUCAUCAUGAACCCGCGAUAAGAGGAAAAACGACAAAGUCAGAGGAGUUAAGCGCAAUGUUGAGGAUAGGCAGCAAAAGAUCGGAAAUUGGGAUAAAUUCAUCAUGUUAGAUGUUAAUAAAGCAAGCCUUGUCAUUUUUUUGUGCACUGAUGUGUCCCAACAAUACUGCACAGAACCAAGAAGAGAGUUGAUCCUAAGUGGUGGUUUCAGUGAUAUGUACAAAGUUUGGUCUUCACGUGAUAGAAGUGUGGCUAGUCUCUCUGCAAGCCAUGAAGAAGCGGAUACCCGCAUUCUUUUGCAUGCAAGGGAUGCAGCAAUAAGUGGAUAUCAGCAGGUCAAUGUUGUUUCCCGUGACACUGACGUCCUURUUCUUCUGGUAGCACACCUGCCUAAACUUUGCCCAUAUGUUUGGAUGUUUACUGGUACAUCAAGGAAAAGAUCUUACAUCGCAGUACACAAAGUAGAUAUYUGUGAGGCAAAGAGAAAUUCACUUCUUGCAUUUCAUGCCAUAACUGGUUGUGAUACYACCAGCCAGUUCGUUGGAGUUGGCAAAGUUUCAGGUUGGAAGGUCUUUGAAAGUUGCCCCGAGUUGCUUGAAAAMCUCGGGGAAAUGCCACAGAUGACAGAUGGAGUAAUUUCGAAUGCUGAACACUUUGUGUGCAAACUUUAUGGCAAAGAUGAAACCUCAAUUGAUAAGUUAAGAACCAAAGUGUUCCRAAGCACCAAGACAAGCUUGAACUCUCUACCUCCAACACAAGAUGCYCUCCAUCUUCAUAUCAAGCGUUCACAUUAUCAAACUCUCGUUUGGAAGAAGGCACUAGAACCGCGACCUGAACUUCCAAGCCCCGACGGUCACGGUUGGAUCAUGGAGGAUGAAGUUCUCAAGUCUCACCUUAUGACUAAAGACCCGAUAUCAGCAGCCUGUCUGCAGCUUGCAUUCUGCGGUUGCAGCAAAGAAGGCUGCACAACACGACGUUGCAAAUGCARGAGUCUAGAAUUGUUUUGCUCUAAAGCCUGUAAAUGUAGUGGUAUAUGCCGKAACAUCCCUGAUGAUCAGAGCCAAUAA